Messenger RNA from Molossus molossus (Pallas's mastiff bat), 472 nucleotides. RefSeq names its product ribosomal protein lateral stalk subunit P2 (gene RPLP2). The record is from RefSeq and is a predicted model, not a curated record. The transcript is spliced from 5 exons. Gene Ontology annotation, molecular function: structural constituent of ribosome. Bases 86 to 433 code for a protein of 115 amino acids. Gene Ontology annotation, biological process: cytoplasmic translational elongation. Gene Ontology annotation, cellular component: cytosolic large ribosomal subunit; ribosome. NCBI's taxonomy places the organism in Eukaryota, Metazoa, Chordata, Mammalia, Chiroptera, Molossidae.
ACCCCCGCCCCCCGCGCCUGCGCCUUCCUUUCCCUGCCUGACGCCGCCGAGGUCGCACGCGCGAGGUGUCUCCGCCGCCGCCGAGAUGCGCUACGUUGCCUCCUACCUGCUGGCCGCCCUCGGGGGCAACGCCUCCCCCAGCGCCAAGGACAUCAAGAAGAUCCUGGACAGCGUGGGCAUCGAGGCGGACGACGACCGGCUCAACAAGGUCAUCAGUGAGCUCAAUGGAAAAAACAUCGAAGAUGUCAUCGCUCAGGGUAUUGGCAAGCUGGCCAGCGUUCCAGCUGGCGGGGCUGUGGCUGUCUCAGCCGCCCCGGGGUCUGCAGCUCCUGCCGCUGGUUCUGCCCCAGCUGCAGCAGAGGAGAAGAAAGACGAGAAGAAGGAGGAGUCCGAGGAGUCGGAUGACGACAUGGGAUUUGGCUUGUUUGAUUAGAGUCUCAUUGCCUACAAAUAAAACCCUUUUUAUGUAACU